Molecule: messenger RNA, 5019 nt
Organism: Pristis pectinata (smalltooth sawfish)
Lineage: Eukaryota; Metazoa; Chordata; Chondrichthyes; Rhinopristiformes; Pristidae
Gene: edc3
Product: enhancer of mRNA decapping 3 homolog (S. cerevisiae)
Biological process (GO): P-body assembly; deadenylation-independent decapping of nuclear-transcribed mRNA
Cellular component (GO): P-body
Molecular function (GO): mRNA binding
Source: RefSeq, a predicted model, not a curated record
GUGCGCGAUGGAGGGACGGUGCUGUGGUGUUGGUGCUGCUGCCGCUCCGGAGGCUUUCUGAAGCAAAAGAUAAGGAGGGCUCGCAGUCUCAGGCCGCGCCGUUCGGAAACAGGAUGGCUGUAAAUUGGAUUGGAAGCCUUGUUUCUAUUAACUGUGGAGAGACACUUGGAGUAUAUCAGGGUAAAAUUUCUGCAGUGGAUCAAGCCAGUCAGACAAUAUCUCUUACGCAGCCAUUCCGCAAUGGAAUGAAAUGUUCAGUUCCUGAGUUAACUUUUAGUGCAAUUGAUAUCAAAGAUUUAAAAAUAUUAGAGCUCCCGAAUUCACAGUUGGCUAUAGGCCUGGCUCAGCCUUCGGUGUUCACAUCUCACAAUGCUUACUCAUCUCAGAAUGGAGCUGGCAAAGGAGUAAAGAAACCCAAUUCUUCGGGAUCUGCUCCACAAGCAAUUCCACGUCGUGCAGAACUCAAGGUUCAGGAUCUGGUCACAUCACCACAGCAGUAUUCUAAAAGCUAUGUGGAUCGUCACAUGGAUUCUGCUCUUACUCCAUCUAAAGUGUUUCGUCGAAGACACAAUUCCUGGUCCUCAAGCAGCAAGAUUCCGAAUCAAGCAACGCCAAAGAAAAACGGAGUAAAGAAUGGACCAAUGAAAAAUAAAGAUGAUGAAUGUUUUGGGGAUGGAAUUGAAGUAAUCCUUGACACAGACUUUGAUUUUGAAGGCAACCUUGCACUCUUUGACAAAGCAGCAGUGUUUGAGGAGAUAGAUACUUUCGAAAGGCGGAAUGGGACACGUUCCAGGGGGACACCCAAUGAGAAACCAACAAGAUAUCGCCAUGAUGAAAACAUCCUGGAAUCUGAGCCCAUUGUCUACAGACAAAUCACAGUGCCACAACAUAGUGGUCGAGAAUAUUGCACUGAUUCAGGAUUGGUUGUUCCUAGUAUUUCUUAUGACUUGCACAAGAGGUUGCUGGCAGCUGCAGAACGGCAUGGCCUAUCAUUGGAACGCAGAUUGGAAAUGACUGGAGUGUGUGCCAGCCAGAUGACACUAACACUUCUUGGUGGUCCUAACAGGUUAAAUCCCAAGAAUGUCCACCAACGACCAACAGUCGCGUUGCUGUGUGGACCACAUGUGAAGGGAGCUCAAGGAAUCAGCUGUGGGCGUCAUCUUGCCAAUCAUGAAGUACAAAUUAUUUUGUUCUUGCCCAACUUUGUGAAGAUGCUGGAGUGUAUCACCACUGAGCUUCAACUUUUUAGCAAGACUGAUGGCAAGCAAGUGGCCAGUGUGAAAGACUUGCCAGACACACCUGUCGACUUGGUGAUCAAUUGCCUUGACUGCCAUGAGAACCCGUAUCUUCGUGAGCAGCCGUGGUACAGAGCAGCUGUUGAAUGGGCCAACCAGAAUCGGGCCCCAGUGCUGAGUAUCGACCCACCUGUGGGUGAAUUGGAACACGUCAUCGACGCCAAGUGGUCUUUAGCGCUCGGCUUGCCUUUACCACUGGGGGAAAGUGCUGGCCGCCUGUAUCUCUGUGAUAUUGGAAUACCAAAGAGUUUUCAGGAGGUGGGAAUCUCCUAUCACUCGCCUUUUGGCUGCAAGUUUGUCAUACCUUUGCACUCAGCUUAAUCAUAGCUCGGUGCAGAAGAAGAGGAACAUACAGACCGUAAAGCAUUUCCGCAACUGGCAGAGAGAAGUGUAUGGCGAAGAGUUAGAAGCCUUAAUGGACAACUGACUUGGGCUUAAAUGACCUAAAUGUUACAGUGAAUUGUUUUUUUUGAUGCAAGGAAAGCAGAGUGUCCUGUUGCGACUUGUGCAAUACCACAUUCCAUUAAGGGAUGGUUGUGCUCAAGGCAGUUACUGCUUUGCAGUUUAGCCAUGUCCCUAUGCAAGUUACUGUGCUUUUAUUGAGAAGGCUAUGCACAGUACUCUUCAUGACAUGUCUAAAUUCUUUAACAGUGUUAGAAAGGGCACCAAUGUAUAACAAGUUUGCUUGUUGAAUGGUCUCACAACCCAUUACUUUUGUGGGAAGAAUUGCCAUCUUAAGCUUGAACAGAUUUAAAAAUUGGUAGGUAUUCAUUAAGGAAGACAAAGAAAUGGUGGUAUUUACAGUCUUCUGUGCACCAUUUCGAGGUAGAAUAUUUUGUUUGUCAAUAACAAACAGGCGAAUGGCUUAAUAUUGUUUAAAAUGCAGCUAACGUGUUUUUGUGGUGGAAUACUGGCUUUUCAUUCUGCACAAAGUAUCAAAAUACAUGUUGUAUUGCUGUCUUUGGAAUGCACAAAUAGCAUUAUCUUGUGUAGUGCAGAUUAGAAAAUGGCUCCAGUGGAAAUGGAAUGUUGGGCGAAUGAAAUGGGUGCAUGAGUCUUUUUCUGACUUAAACUGGAUGGAUGAUUUUCAGCAGUAGUUGCAGUUUCAAUCGUUAUCAGUCAUGGAUGGCCAUUUGGAAUGGAGCCCUGAUAGCACCAGCUCCACUUCUCUAGUGGUUGAAUUUUAAACAUUUCAGAAAUGAAAUGGCUUUCAGCAUAAUGGUCUGGUAUAGUAAGACGGAUCUGAACAAGGAUUUUGAGUGGGGUCCAAGGUACAAAAUGGUCCUCUAAGCCUCGUUGUCAGGUGCCUGUUUAAUGAUCGUACUAUUUUUGACGGAAGGAUGAGGGCUGUGUUUUUGCCAAGUUAAGUAUAUGGUGUUUUUGCACAACUACAUUGGGGGAGGGGACAGCAGGAGAUUGGUUUAGUAGACAUUGUGUAAUAACACAAGUAUUUCCAGCAUCAGGGUUUUAUGGUCAAGUCAAAUAUCCUACAAAUGCAGCUGAUGGGAGGAAGGAGGACAAGCAAACAGAAAGGGUGAGGCUGUUUUCAAUGUUAAGCAGCGCUACAAAAUGUAGAAGACCGUAGAAUAGAGUUCAAACUGUACACAAAAACUAGAGCUAGCAGUAGAAACAGACCUUCAUUGUGCCCCUAAUCUAAUGAAAUAUUUCAAAUAACUUCAAUUUUUUUUGGCAUAGUUAGAGUAGCAGAGAGAAUGGUGUUAUGGAUGGAGAUUUAAAAGGUACACAAAUGGAUUGGGAGUUUUUCUUUCCACUGAAUCUGUGUGCCUGAAGAUAUCUCAUAAGCUUGUGCUGCUUGCAUUCUAGCCAUGUGGUGUUCCAAGUCUGAUGUGUUCAGCAAGUGAAAAGGUAGAUAAUCUUGUUGUUUAUGCUAGCUAUCUUAAUUGCACAUGACCCAGUCAUCGAAAGCACAAUAUCCUGUGUGGAUCAGUUCUUUGUUCCUCACCCCUCAAUAUGUGCACCAGUCACAGUUUUUGCUUGGACAAUCGUAAUAUCUUCUCUCUAAAUUUGGAAGAGAAGUAACUUCUGAGAGUAGCUUCUGAAUGUUUAUGACAAACACUGAACACCAGUCAAACUCAGAAAUGCAACUUGAUUGGCAGAGCCAUCCAUGGCAUUACUUUUUUUCUUUGGAGACAGCAGUGUAGUCUCAGCAUUAAUACUGGUAAGUUUCUUAAUGUGUGUCGAGGGAUUUCUCUGAAAAUGCUACUUUGGAUUUUCCCUUGAGUCAUAGGUAGCAAAAGGGUUGAUAGUGUUGCAUGUAUUAAUAUGUUUAGAAGCUGAUGAAGAUGCUUUGAUUUUGUUAACUUGCUGAACUGUUCCAAAUUUCACUGAAGUCUCUUCAAACAAUUUGCUGUUGGAUGCUAAUGACAGAUCCCCUAUAUAUUAAUAUUCAUCUAAAUCUGUGAGAACCAUUUUCAUAGGUUGGAGGAUCAUGAAUGCCCAUACUAAGUAAUAAUAUUUAGAACCAGGUUAACUAGUUGAAGCACAAGCAUUAGUUACUCUCGUGCUUCCUUCUGCUUUCAGGAGCAAUGGUCAAAGGAUUGGAAGAGUUCAGCAAGCAGCAUUAAAAUGAGCAGUCUCAGAAUUUGUUUACCAAGCUUAUUUUUAAGUGGAUUAGUUACUUCUGGUGGAGAGGGUACCAUGGCAGGCAGAAUGGGAGCUGAAAUAAUAUAACAUAGAACAGCACAUCUUUAAUUUUAAGAUGUUUAGUUUCAAUCUUUGUCAUAGAAUUUAAAGAUUUAAGAUCUUGUUAUUAUCUUUAUCUUUAAGGGGCAAACAGAGACAUGUCGGUAGCUUUGCUCAUGGUGUGGAUGCCAAGAUUAUCACCAGUGCCACGUCCCUUACAACCAGAAGUGCAACAUUUUCAGUGAAGAAUCUGUUUAAAUGUUUGAUAUUAAUUCCUUUCCUUCACCACCCCCCCCCCCCCCCAUUCAGUCAAUGCUACUGCAACAAUAUACCCCUUUCUAAGUCACAAAUUUUCUGACCCUCAUUCAGACUGCUGUUGAGAUAUUGUAGUUGAGCCUCAAGUACAGUAGUGGAGUUUAUUAUUGGUAUAAAAGUUCUGCACAAACUUUAAUUGACAAAGAGAAACGAAUGCUCCUACAAAUGUGUACUUUUGAAGAAACAUUGACUUUUGAUACAUAAACUGGAAAAAAAAGCUGUGAAGAUCUGUGCUUGAAGGCCUUCAAUAGCACCUUGGCAUUCCUCCUGGAAAAAGUCAGGAUCAAAUACUGUCAUCAGUACUGGAUGUGUACUUCCAGUGAAGCAAAUGCAUAAUUACGUUGGGAUGGAGCUUUUGUGUUUGAGAACUUUUUUGAUUUUAAGUCUGGUUAGCAGCUGUCCUUAACAAAUCUGCCCUAUUUUUAAGUGGUUUAAAAAAAGUUAUCACAUUACUUGGCUUAAUUUUCUUUAUAUAGCUUACUUUAUACCAAUGCCUAUGAAAAUUCUCUGCACCACAACUAUUGGUAUUAGCAAGCUGGUGUAGUAGUGGAGUGCCAAUUUCAGUUCAAAAGGAAGCCAGAUUCGUGGAUAAGCGGCUUCAAAAAUGACUGCAAUGAUGUGAAUGCCUCAAUGUGCUUAGCUGCUUGUUCAGUGGUGAGCAGUAUCUAAAUAUCCUGGUGUUUUUUUGGGAAAAUGUGACAUUCUCCAAAAUAUACUACCAUGUACUUCAGUUAAAACAGACCAGUCUGAAGUUGCAACCAUCAUC